This is a messenger RNA of Staurois parvus, 478 nucleotides long. The record is from the annotation of a GenBank genome assembly. Lineage: Eukaryota; Metazoa; Chordata; Amphibia; Anura; Ranidae.
AUGGGCCCCUGUACCGCCUCCUCAUGCUGCUGCCAGGCCCGUAAUCUGCCAUGGGCCCCUGUACCGCCUCUUCAUGCUGCUGCCAGGCCCGUAAUCUGCCAUGGGCCCCUGUAAAGCCUCCUCAUGCUGCUGCCAGGUCCAGAGUCUCUCAUGGGUCCCUGUACGGCCUCCCAUUGCUGCUGUCUCCAUCGCCACACUCUGCCAUGUGCCACUUUCAGGUCUCCUCACACUGCUGGUGUGUUCCAUUUUUUGUCAUAGGGUGCUGGCAGAUUACGGGCCUCCCAUAGCUGCUGCCAGGCCCCUAAUCUGCCAUGGGCCCCUGUACCGCCUCCUCAUGCUGCUGCCAGGUCCAGAGUCUCUCAUGGGUCCCUGUACGGCCUCCCAUUGCUGCUGUCUCCAUCGCCACACUCUGCCAUGUGCCACUUUCAGGUCUUCUCACACACUGCUGGUGUGUUCCAUUUUUUGUCAUAGGGUUCUG